Molecule: messenger RNA, 414 nt
Organism: Arabis nemorensis
Lineage: Eukaryota; Viridiplantae; Streptophyta; Magnoliopsida; Brassicales; Brassicaceae
Source: the annotation of a GenBank genome assembly
AUGGGUUUUCUCCGCCGCCCACCGCCAUCUCGAAAGCAAGCAGAUUCACCAUGGAUCUUGCUCCAUCACCGUCUGUACUCCCUUCUCGGUUGUUUUAACCGAAGACCUACCUCCCCGGCCUUGCACCCCCUCGGGCUUCUAUCGAUCUUCAGCAAAAAAUCCAUCGGAAGCUCGAACAACCACCGACCUCGUCUACACUCACAACCUUACAAGCUCGUCGAUUUCAGAGCGUCAGCUUGGUUUUGUCGAAUAGAGGCAAGGAGAGACCUGUCACCUUCAGAUCCACUGCUCUCCUCCCUCUGGCUAUCAACCGGCGAGCCCCCUUGCAGAUCCUUUGUUUCCGCUGGGAAAAAUCCGAUCAAGCGGCUCCGAUUCUCCACUUCUCCAUCCUCCGGCCAAGUGAAAAAAGAUUAG